AUGCCGUCCGCAGAAAGCACGAGGACCCAGAUACGGCUAGGUUGCCCGAGCCUAGACAGGAACAGUCGGGUUCAAACCAAGGACCUUCCGGUCGCGCAGUGUAAACCGCAACGCAUUCAAUCAAUCAAUCAAUUUAUCAGCUAUAAACCGUGUGCCAUAGGCACAUUCGAUCCAGCUGCUACAGGUUCGAUCACCGGAAAACAGAAAAGUGAAACACACAACCAAGCCUUGAAGGCGAAUGAAUGUUGA
This is a messenger RNA of Opisthorchis viverrini, 249 nucleotides long. RefSeq lists its product as hypothetical. Bases 1 to 249 code for a protein of 82 amino acids. The record is from RefSeq and is a predicted model, not a curated record. The transcript has 2 exons. NCBI's taxonomy places the organism in Eukaryota, Metazoa, Platyhelminthes, Trematoda, Opisthorchiida, Opisthorchiidae.